CUACGUCCUCUCGUUACCUCUGACCCCUAUCGACACAGGAAGCCGGAGAGCAAAAGGUUUUUUCUUGACUGUUGAUUAAGUCUGUAUACAUGUGUUUAUUGUAAACUAGAUGAAUUUGUUUUCAUGCUGCAGGAAAGGCCCAAUGCCAUCUCCUGAGCUAGCAACGCAAAGGUCAUGACCCAGAAAAAAUGUACACCUUGCUUGCACUGGAUAAAACAUUCGCCAUUGCAUAAACUACCACCAGCACCAAAAAUUGGCUAAUUAAACAACCAAUCUUCGAUGUGCAGUUUAAUUUGCUGUGAUGUCACACAGUUUUUUAAUCAUUGAUUUAUGUGAAAUCUUGUUAUUCUGACCUACAUUAGCAUGCAGUCACAGUCUGACCUCCGAGAAAUAGAAAGCAAGACUUGAGGAAUCCAUUUGUCCAGAUCCAGCAGUUAUUCAUUGUUCGCAGCGUCUUGGCUCCAUCUCAAUGCAACGGCAUCGUUCACAAUAAGCCCGCGCACGCUCGCUCGCGCAAAUUGAAAUCACUCACGUCAAACCUCGCGCAUUUAUCACAAACGCAUUCAGCUGUCACGUAUAGACAUGCGCUGUGAUGCUGGGGGACAAAACGGGGUAAGAAGAAGACAAAUGUCUUGUCAUUCAUCACCCGAUAUCUUUCAACGGUCCUUUGCUGUUCAAACAAGCGUCGGUCGCGCGAGAGUACCGAAUAAUCACCAAUCACUCAACAUACUGUUGUGCCCUCACUAGGGCCACUUUUGUUACCACUGCGCCACGGGUUUCUCGUUCCUUCCGUCAUCGCUGCCAAUGAGAAACUAAAGGGAUUGUAAAGAUUGCUUUGAUUCUUUAUCUUUUAGCUCAUACUGUUUUGGGUAACGCUUUACUUUACAGUGCAUUUGUUAGCAAUAACAGUAAACUACGCAUAAUUGCACGCAACUAAGCAUAAUCAAACGCUACAGAAUGUAGUAAAUAUUACUCAUAUUGUACCUACUGUAAAGGUCACUUUAAAAUAAACUUUAACCCUUAAAUCGUUUACUGUUAUUGUCCUCUUAAGCCCAAUGUUUCUUUUAUAAACUUUGCAUUAAGGAUUGUCUAGGGUGAACUAUUUGCAAGACAAUCAGUUGUUUUCAUUCAGUUGAUAAACGUUUUAAGACCAUUAUGUGCUAUUGGCUGGAAGCUCGCGGGGAAUCCAACCUCUUUGUUUUUGGCCAGAGGGUAAAAUGCAUUGGAGAUUUGAUGGGUCGAUGUAAUGAAGUGUUGAUAUGCGCCGUGUCUACACUCCCCGCGGUCUGCUCGUUUGGUAAAAGGAGCUCUUGUUUGGUGCGGUCUGAGUGGAUGUAUUGAGGACUUUAAUUAUUGCCACAUGGCCAAAACCAGCUCGCAAAUUUAAACCACCGACGGCCAAACUCGCUGCUCUCACUUUUUCCACAUCCACCCGCUUACCUACACAAGAGAAAGUCCAGACACGGGAACACGCGGAGUCUUUUUAAGUUCAUUUUUCGUUUUCGAGAAAUAGUCGUAUAAAUAAAUAAACUGGAUUUGCAGAAGCCAGCGCGUGCCAGGCAAUUCGGAGUUAAUGCACAACAGAAGACAGACUUGCAAUUCCAAAUGUAGGUGAAUGGGCCUAUAAAAAUAUAAAACAGGCCUAUAAUUAAAAAAUAAUAAUAUUUCUAGAGUAAAUUAUAUUCUAAAAGUGUAAAUUAGCCGUUUUUGAACGUUAUAUUAAGUGUAAAUUAACCAAAUAGUUACCGCACAUAGUGAAAUUGUUUUAAAACAAAGUUUGUUGUGGAGAAGAAAUUAACUGUGACUAUAAAUGCUAUGAUCUGUUCGUUUUAAAAUAUGUUUUGCACGGCUGCUUUGCGAGAAUAAAAAAAUUCUGGAAAAGAAAAUGCGCCAUGGAAAUACAUUUGAAUUUAACGCGUAAAUCAGUGUCAGUCCAAAGUUUCUCAGAAGCGCAUUUUCUUUUUAAACUUUUUCGGUAUAAAUCAAACGCAUUUCCAUUCCGCCUGCAGCUUCAGUUGUCUCCAUGUUUCCAAAUCGCCUUUUUGGAAGCGGUUUAUUUAAAAGUGACAUCCUCACCUCUUUUUCAGCGCCUCAACAGCGUCCAAUCGUCUCUUCACUGACGCUGUGAUGUCAUCACGCGCCUCUGGAAUAAAAACAUGCGGUGAAGGGUAACCCAAGAAGGUACUGUACAAAAUGUUAGAUUCCCUUGCUUUACUGUUGGAGAAAACCUUUCUUCUGGCACAUUUUAACUUUUUUACCACAGCACUAUUUAAAAAAGAAAGAUGCGUAAUGCGUCGACAGGAGAGCGUGUCUUUCCGACGCGGGGAUCUAUUGGAGGUUCCCCGUACUUUGUUUACUCAUUUCGGCAUAUACCUCGGAGACAACAAAGUCGCACACCUCAUGCCUGACAUACUACCGGUUCUGACGAGGAAUACAUCUCAUAUUCAGAAAGUAGUGACGAACAAGAGGUUGCUUCUCGGUGUGAUAUACAAAAAUGCAUCGAUACGCGUCGACACGGUGGAGGAUUUCGCAUACGGAUCGGAUAUUUUACUCAACACGAUGGAUGCUACAAUGAGAAAACAGCCGCUGGCUGGCGAGGAGGUGGCAAGAAGAGCCGAAAAACUUAUCGGUCAUAUUCCAUACAGUCUACUUUGGAAUAACUGCGAACAUUUCGUCACAUAUUGCCGCUAUGAUUCAGCAGUCAGCGUACAAACAGACAAGUUCUGCGAAUGUUUAAAAUCAGUGAUCCGGGAUCAGAGGAGCGUUCUCCUGACCACUGUCAUCGGAAUGCUUUCCAUGUUUUUAUAUGGAAUAGCGCCGUGCACCGCACUUCCAACCUUUAUCGUUCCUUUCACUUUGUGGAUGGCUGGAUAAGAGACAAUAUAAGUCCAAAAACAUAUAAAUUACAAGCAUUUAUUUAUCUGAUCAAAAGUCUGUAUAUUUCCCUUUAAUCCCCUGCAUACAAUUGUUGUGCGUUGCGGAUGUCCCGCUGCUAGUAGUUAAACUUUAACCUAGGCUAAUAUUAACAUUUUUAUUUUUUUACAG
Molecule: messenger RNA, 3045 nt
Organism: Paramisgurnus dabryanus
Lineage: Eukaryota; Metazoa; Chordata; Actinopteri; Cypriniformes; Cobitidae
Gene: lratb.1
Product: lecithin retinol acyltransferase
Biological process (GO): vitamin A metabolic process; retinol metabolic process
Cellular component (GO): rough endoplasmic reticulum
Molecular function (GO): phosphatidylcholine-retinol O-acyltransferase activity
Source: RefSeq, a predicted model, not a curated record